Colletotrichum spaethianum is the source of this 672-nucleotide messenger RNA. RefSeq names its product putative N-acetyltransferase p20. Bases 1 to 672 code for a protein of 223 amino acids. Lineage: Eukaryota; Fungi; Ascomycota; Sordariomycetes; Glomerellales; Glomerellaceae. The transcript has a single exon. Gene Ontology annotation, molecular function: acyltransferase activity, transferring groups other than amino-acyl groups. The record is from RefSeq and is a predicted model, not a curated record.
AUGGACGUCCAACCUCUCGACUUCGUGACGGUGAAAACCACACUACCAACGAUACCUCUACCGCCUCACGCCUCGCGACAACCCGUCGUCACCGAGCGUCUCAUUCUGAGGCCCCUCUCUUCACAUGAUCUGCAACCGCUGCAUGUCCUUCGCACGCAACCAGAGGUCAUGAGGUGGUCUGCUGCCGGCCGGGUCGACGCCGACCUGGAGGAGACGCGGACCAAGCUAGCACAGAUCCUGCCGCCCAAUGACGCCGACAACUACGACUUCGCCAUCUGCCUGCGGUCGACGGGCGAGUGGAUUGGCCUCGGCGGCUGCAAGAAGCCCAGCGGCGGCGAGCUGGGCUGGCCCGAGAUCGGGUACAUGCUCCUCAAGGACUACUGGGGCAGCGGAUACGCGACCGAGUUCGUCAAGGCCUUCCUCGGUGCCUGGUGGGCUCUGCCCCGCUCGGAGCGCGAGGUCAGCGUCGACAAGUCCACCGUCAAGGGGCACCGGGAUGGGGAGGUGGUGGACGAGAUCAUCACCGCCGUCACGGAGCCGGACAACGUUGCCAGCCAGAAGAUCCUGGCCAAGUGGGGGUUCGAGAAGCUCAAUGUGUGGAGAGAACCAGGCGAAGAGGGAGGGAAAGAGACGAUACUCGUCGGUCACGGCAUCAGACGCCCGAAGCAAUAG